CCACAUUAGGUUAAGUCACUAAUACAGACUUCCAAGUCUAAGUAGCAAGUAAUUGUCAGACUUGGAAAUAGAAGCUACAUUAUCUGACUCUUAUUCCCCUUCAAAGAGGAACAUUCUCUUUAGAUGUGUGUGUGUGUGACCUGCUGAAUUGAUAUGAAAAAGCCAAGAGAAAAUACAGCUACCCCAUAGAUGAGUCAUAGACACCUUCAGUUUUUCUAUUCUUAUAUCAUGAUCCAACGGUUGGAAGUCGAAGCUAGACAAAUUAAGAUAGGAAAUCAGUCAUAAAUUAUUGACAGUGAGGGUGAUAUCAGAGACUCCAUUUUAAAAUCCCUAGAUCCCUGGUUUCCAUUUUAAAAAAGCAAGAGUCAUUCCAUCAAUAGAUGGAAGCUGCAAGUCACAGAGCACUAAAUGUAGAAUUGUCAGGAAAACCAAAUUGGUGAGGAGAAAGGUGUGAAACAACCAGUGAUUCAGCAAAUCAUACCACUAUCAGGUAAAUAACAGUGGCAAGCUAAAAAUAGAAACUGACAGCACAAUAAGGUAAACAAGUAGGAUGAUGUGUCUAAAAAUAGAAUUGAGAAAUGGUAUAAAGGUCAGUGUGUCAGUUAAAAGCUGACAGUUAAGAAGAGAACACUCUCGGAAAAACAGCAGCAGAGGGAGUCUUGUCCUGUCACAGGAGUUGAGCAGAGAGCUGAGAAGAGAGAAGAACUGCUGCCAUCAACGACCUGUGGAGACUGAUUACCCUCACAGAACGUGGCCAACUCAGCUUCACCACUAAUUGGAGAGCGUGCAGUAGCAUGGAGAGAGAGAGUGAGCACAGGAGAGACAAUGCAGCAUAGUCAGUAAAUGGAGCAUGAAAGAUGGAGAGUUCAAAUACAAUCAUCCACAAGCCUUUGAGAGCAAGAAAAACAAUGACUCCAAGUAGUCGAAAACAAGUGGAAAUGCUGAGUAAAAUAAAGAGUAUUUCAGGACAAGAAAAGAUUCUAAACGGCUUGCAUACUGAGGUUCACCACGUUCAGUUAAAUACUGUGGACAUAAACUGCAGAAGUAAUGAUUCUGUAAAAGGAAGCUCACUAACUGAAUCAAAAACAGAUACGUUCCCUGAAAAAAGUGAAAUGUUACCUCAAAAAUUAACAGCCUCAAUACAGGGGUUCAGUGUUAACUCAAAAGUAAAUGAAGAAAUAAAACAAUGUUCUUAUGACAAAAAUUUUGAUCAAAACUGUCAAGAAGAAUCCCAAGAGCCUCCCCAUGAGAAAUCUUGUAACACAAACUCUGAUGCAAAACAGUUUCUAAAUGCUGGGUGUUUACAAGAUAUACUGCAUAAAUGGUAUGAAAAUGAACUAAAUACACCAUCCUCCAAGCCAAUUGAAGUGCAUUUGUAUUCAAAACCAAAUAACCUACCUAUUGACCAGUUAAAAGAGAAUGCUUGUUUAGAAGAUCCAGUUAACAGUGAUUAUUGGGAUGAAAAAAGAACUAACAAGAUUAUUCCUAUUUUAGAAAAGAUAGACACAACAACAGAAAGAGAGAGUGCAAUAGAAGAGGUUAUUCCCACAUUAAAGAAGGUAGACACGAUAUCUGAUUCAAAUGAUGUGAAGCACAAAUAUAACCUUACUCAUUCAGUUUCCCCCACACUGCCUGGGAUAGAUAGAAUAGCUGAUGUUUUAGAGAGUAGAACAGCCCAUGGAAAUGGUAGUCCAAAUACUUUACCAGAUGUGGAAGCUACUGUUAUGCUGCAGGAUACAUCACCUGAAUAUAGUAUUGACAAUGCUCAAAGGAAGAGGAUAUGUUCAGAAAGCAAGGAAGACAGUCACUGUAAACGCUUCAAAACUUCUGAUGAAAACAAAAAAGAGAAUAUUUGUACAGUGUCAGAAAAAGAGGAAAAUUUUUUGGGAAAGGUCAAACACUUGAUUCAAAAGCGUGUGGAUAUUUUAAAUAAUGACGUCUUUAACCAUAAACUGGAAAGUUUAAAUGGAAGAGUUGAUCAAACACAAUGUCGAAAAAAACAUGAAGAAAUAGCUAUUACAUUUCUAAAGAAAGUGUCUAAGCUCGAGAGACGUAUUAAUACUGUGAUAGCAUUUCAGAAGAAAAUAUUAUUGAAAAUGGUCACUAGUAAGGCAAAUCUUCCAGGUGCAAACUCACAAAAUGCGAUACUAAAUAGAACUAAAUCUGUUCCACUGCUUCCUGAUAACAUAAAUGGACGAUCAGUUUCUUCAGUUAAACAUGUAUCAUCAUCCCAUAGACAAACUGGUUCUACUUCUGAAUGUGUUGCAGAAGAGCCUGUAAGCUCUGAUGAAGUUAUACUGAUUUCUGUGGAAAGCAGAAAUUCAACAACUGUAACAACUACAAACAAUUCAGAUGUUCGAAAAAAAUUAGUUUCUACACAAGCAGAAAUUUCCACUGAAGCUCAAUCCAAAAACAAGCGUGCUGAAGAACAAAAAUGUGCAGUGAUUGAUCUAACAGAAGAAGAAAAGCACAAUUUUGAUAAAGGUGAAGGAAAAAAUAAUUUUGUUUAUAGAGAUUCUGAAAAUGAGAACUUAAAAUGUAAUAAGUGUCAAGACCUGGAUGGGAGAACUCAGGGUGCUGCAGGAAAUAGUAUUAGUGGCUGGCUUGGUAAGUUAAAAGAAGACCAGAAUUCUGUGUCAAACAAAAGUAAUUCAAAGACAGCAAGCCCCAAAUCAAAUCGCCUUGAGCCACCAGCACAAGCAUCAAAUCAGGUUCUUGAACAUUUUCCACAUCUUCCUCCGCUACCAAGGAUACCUCCAUACCCAGAACUCAAGGAUGGAGUCAGAGACACUGUGCCACCUCAGAAACCUGAACUAAAACUGGCUCAGGUGCAAAAUCCAAAAGGUAUUGCACUCUCAUGGACUGUUACAGAGAUUGAUCCCAUGUGCGCUCCUGUAGAGAGCUAUCACUUGUUCAUAUACCAUGAACACUCCAAUAACAGUACUGUACCACACUGGAAGAAAAUAGGAGAAAUAAAGGCUUUGCCCCUACCAAUGGCUUGUUCUUUAUCACAAUUUACAGCCUCCAAGAAGUACUACUUUACUAUACAAUCAAAAGAUGUAUGUGGACGUUAUGGACCAUUUUGUGAUAUACAGUCAAUUACUUUAAUUUCUCUGGAAAACUAAUAAGCUACCUCAAUAACUGUUACAUGGUUGUUUCAGUUUGAAAUAUUGUAUUUUUACUUGUAAACAAUCCAGAGCCAAGGAAUGAAUUGUACUACAGACUGUAUUCGCUCAGUUCUGUUUCUUAUCUAUCAUGCCAACUAUCAGUUAUUUAUAUUCUGAGCAUUGUUCUAUACAUUUUGUAAGUUGUUUCUAAUAACUUGACACUGAGAAUUCUGUUUAUAAAACUAAUUUCAGUUCUGUGUUUAGUUAUUUUCCUUCUCAGUCCUUCUCCUCCCAUUCCUUUCAAUGGGCAUCAUUACCUGUAGGAUGUACUUGGAACAUAAAGGAAUAAAAUUUUCUACUUGGUAA
Molecule: messenger RNA, 3473 nt
Organism: Chelonia mydas (Green sea turtle)
Lineage: Eukaryota; Metazoa; Chordata; Testudines; Cheloniidae
Gene: ATF7IP2
Product: activating transcription factor 7 interacting protein 2
Exons: 12
Coding region: 858-3125 (755 amino acids)
Biological process (GO): regulation of DNA-templated transcription
Cellular component (GO): transcription regulator complex; nucleus
Molecular function (GO): protein binding; transcription coregulator activity
Source: RefSeq, a predicted model, not a curated record